CACAAACAGCUCUGCUGGGGCUGUACUGCUCAGCCUGCUUCUCUCUGAAGGGAGCCUGGAGAUUGUGAUCUGAGAUGCUGCUUAGAGUCCCCCAGCUGACCACCCCUUGGGCUAACAGGGACCUGCAGAAAGCCUGGGAGAAAACCUACCAGAACCACUGGAAAAAGGUCCAGAAUGCCCAGCCACUAGUGGAUACCCAUCCACCACAGACUUACAGCCACCUCUACCUAAAGUUCAAGAAGCUGAAGAUGGAGGAAGAAAGACUCUCCGUCAUUGACAGAGCCAACUGUCUGCUUCUGCAGAGGGUGGCCUCUGCCAUGAGAACCAGGGGACAGACUGACAGCAGAAAUAACUUCAUACACAGAAGUCUAAACAGGAAGACCAGCGAGCAGGCUCACAUGAAAGCACAGAAACAAAACAAAGUCGUCCUGGAAAGACUUCCAAGCUCAGAGCCCUGGUAUGGAGCACAGAGACCGUGGGAGGGCAGGGCUGCCCCCGCCAGACGUCCCUGCAAAAGCAGACGCACCUGGAGAAAAGGUACCUGCGGUUCUUGUUGAUUGGAAAGCCCAGAAGGCACUUUUCUGGCUGGCCAGCUUAGUCUGGAACUUCUAUUGGCCUUCUAAAACUGGACUUAUCUUGAGCCUCUCACAGGCAUGCCAGAGAAGAGCACCCUCUCCCAGCCACUGCAGGAGCUCUUGCUUCCGGACUCUGACAAGAGCAAAUGGCGUGCUGUUAGGAGGAAGAUAGCUAGAAGAUCGUCCAGGAAACACCAUUGGCCAUCCUAGUGCCGGGGUCUACCUAAAUGGAAGCACAGGGCCUCUACAAUGCACACACAGACACCAGAAAACACACACACACACACACACACACACACACACACACACACACUCACAAUGAGAAAACUAAACAGACGAACUACCCGUCAGUGGUGGAACAGUACACAUGCUCCAAGUUCUUCAAGACAGCUCCACGGUUUCAGACGAAUGCCCAGUUCCUAGCACACACAGUGAAGACAAAUGGGCCUCAGCUCCUGCACCCAUGUCAGGGUUAAGUGAGCAGCAAAGAGGCUAUAAGGCUCCUGACCCUAGAAACAGCAUGCUUUAGCUUCUGUCCUUCUUCACCACAUACUUCUAUCAUCUGAGUCAAAACUAGAAACCAACUGUCAGUUUGCCAGUUCGGUGUAAGAAAAGACUCUACAGCAAAAUUGAAGUCGCAGAAAUUCUCAUCUGACUACACGUACAUCCAAGGGAGAAAUGCAGUGACCAGUGUGCACAUGAGAAGAUAGCCAGUGUUCCUGGGGAAGUGGGAAUCAAUUCCACAGUGAGAUACCCUUCACAUUCAUUUCCCCGCUGGCUGGAAUGGCUGAGGACAGCAUGUGCUGGCGAGGUGUUUGGAGAAACUGGGCAGCAUAGUGGUGGUCCACUUACUUGGAAAAAACUGCUGGUUCCUCUAAAAAUUAGACAGCAAUUCCACACCUAAGGAGAGAAGAGCAUUGGAACUGCAAUCAACAGGAAACUAUACACACACCUGUGUCUGGAACAGCAUUAAUAACAAUAACCAAAUGUUCAUAAACUGAUGAGUGAGUAAACAAAAUGAGCUAUAUCUGCACAAUGGAAUAUUAUUCUGCCACACACACAAAAAAUGAGGUCUUGCAUUGUUGCAUCAUGGCUGGAGCUUAAGGACAUCAGUGAAAGAACAAGGUAGAGAGUGGCCCAUAUAUGAAAUGCCCAAAGAGGCAAAUCCUAGUGGCAAGAGGACCAGUGGUUAGUGGGAACUGGAAGAGACAAUUGGGGGAAAAUUGUUAUAGAAUAUGGUUUGGGGGGAGCUAGUGAUUAAAAUGUUCCCAAAUUAUACUGUAAUUAUAGCUGUACAUAUAUUAAUACCUCCAAACCUCUAAAGUAUUCACUUUAAAAGGUAGGUUUUAGACAUAGAAUUACUGUAUUUCAGUCAAGUCAUUAUGAAA
This is a messenger RNA of Onychomys torridus (southern grasshopper mouse), 1963 nucleotides long. RefSeq names its product CFAP97 domain containing 2 (gene Cfap97d2). Bases 75 to 557 code for a protein of 160 amino acids. The record is from RefSeq and is a predicted model, not a curated record. NCBI's taxonomy places the organism in Eukaryota, Metazoa, Chordata, Mammalia, Rodentia, Cricetidae. The transcript is spliced from 5 exons.